Epinephelus fuscoguttatus (brown-marbled grouper) is the source of this 1687-nucleotide messenger RNA. RefSeq lists its product as uncharacterized. The record is from RefSeq and is a predicted model, not a curated record. The coding region runs from base 129 to 911 and encodes 260 amino acids. The transcript is spliced from 4 exons. Lineage: Eukaryota; Metazoa; Chordata; Actinopteri; Perciformes; Serranidae.
AAAAACAAAAAAAAACCACGCCAUGGAUAUGACAUGGUUUUCUGGCGCCACCUAUCGUCGUAUCGUGUGCUACACCUGGGGGGUGGAAGUUACCUCAUUCUCCCUCAGGCUACAGUACGGGUGCAGUGAUGCCUCAGAAUGGUAUGAACUACGUGGGCAGAAGAGGAGGAACGCGCCACAACACCUGGAAAGCUAGCAGUCAGGUCCCAAGCACAGGUUGGGUUAAUGGAGCCAUUGUUCACAAUGGCUACCCGGCAGCUGCUACAGGAACCAGUGAGACGACACCAGCUGGCACACUGAAUGGUACCAAACCACAGUGCAUGGUUAAUAGUUAUAUUAACCAUGGGUACAAGGGCAAGAGUACAAGAGCUGCACCCCCAAGAACCCCCAGGAAACAAGGAAGCACGAUUUCAGCUGUCACUGAUGCCUCAGCAGCUGGCAGGGGUCGCAGUGUGAGAACUCCAGGUGGUAUCUCAGUGGAAGGGCCCACCAGUCUAGACACUGUUGCUUCGCCAUGUAAUUCUGACCGAACUGCAUCACGACCCAGCGGGUCAACAGCAUCAAGGAACCCAAGAAGAAGAGAGAAAUUUAGAAGGAAGAAGAGAGACACUGAAGUCCUCUGGCCGGAGGUGCCACUACCGAUGCCACAACAAGAGACAGAGGACUGGGAAAAAGAGACCCAAGAGGUCACACUGACUGACUGGGAAGAGAACUGUUUUGAUGUCACACCCUACGGUCCACAAGAUGCGAUCCCUUGUUCUUUGAGGGACUUGACACUCAAGCAAAUGGACACAGUUGGCCUGCCGGUGACAGCCAAUUACACACCAGCCGUACACCACCCACUCCCCAUCAAGUGGUCCCCCUACAGCAUUCCCACUGAGCCUGACCAGUUUGCAGACGCUGACGAGUAAGCCAGACAUGUGCUUUUGUGUUAGAGGAUUAGUAGAAAUCAGUGUUCACGUAGAAAAAAGAAACUGAAGAGUUCUGCGGUGAAUCUAGUUAGCCCUUCUUGACAUUGUUCAGAUUUGGGGAUCCUGGAAAGUACCCAUGCUUAGAAUAUUUGUUUAGUAUGCAUCUGUGUUAUUUACCUCAGCUAAUACAUUAGUGGAAGGAAUUAAAUUUAAAACGUACUCUAGGUUAGCGUUAAUGCAAAGCUUUAAAAUCAAAUAGGUUAAUGCUGUCAUAGGCCAAAGAUUGUAUGGUGGAGCCUAGGUUGCAAUGAGGUUGUUUUUUUAUUGUAGGUUUUAUUUUCUAUUUUAUAUUCAGAUUUUAUAUUGUAACAUAUUAGUUUGUUAGGUUUUUGUGAUCUUAAGAAAUGAUUUUAGAUAAACUACCAUACUUUGCAGUUGUACCACUUCAGUUAGUGUUGUCUCUGAAAACGGUCAUGCAUGUACUGUUCUUCUAUUUCAUACCUUCAUAAUUUUGCUAGUAUUCCAAGAACUGAACUGAAAUAAUAGUUUUUAUGUACAGUUUUUUGUGUUUUAAAACGCCGGGUAUUGGAACACUUGUCGUAAUAAGUUGUUCUUUUGAUCUAUCAAUUCUGUUGUCCAUAAAUUGGAAGUUCACAACAAGCACACGAAGCAGCAAUUUUAAUUUGGGGACGGUAAACGUCAGCAAGAAAUUAUGGUUUGAUUAUGUAACAGCAACAAAUCGUUAUCCGCCCUUUCAGACUUUCAUUUUCAUUAUC